AAUGCCUUCAUAUAACAUUGUCGUCUUUGCCGGUGACCACUGCGGUCCUGAGAUCCUCAAGGUGAUCGAGAAGGAGGCCAAGGACAUUUCCUUCAACUUCAACGAGCAACCGCUAGGUGGUGUACGUCUCUCCCCUCUCAGUCAACCACGACAGAAGCUGACAUUCUACAGGNCUUCAAUCGACGCACACGGUAUUCCUCUUACCGACGAGGCUCUCAGCGCCGCAAAGUCUGCCGAUGCCGUCCUUCUCGGUGCCAUUGGCGGUCCUGUACGUUCUUCACCAAGUCUUCCUCGCCAACCACACCGUCUGACAAGAAAUAACAGANAAUGGGGUACUGGUGCAGUCCGUCCCGAGCAGGGUCUUCUCAAGUUGCGCAAGGAGAUGGGCACAUUCGGCAACCUCAGACCUUGCUUCUUCGCUUCUGACUCCCUCAUCGAGGGCUCACCACUCAAGGCCGAGGUCUGCCGUGGUGUCAACUUUAACAUUGUCCGUGAAUUGACUGGUGGUAUCUACUUCGGUGACCGCACCGAGGACGACGGUUCAGGUUACGCCAUGGACACCGAGCCCUACUCGCGCCCCGAGAUCGAGCGCAUCACCCGUCUGGCCGCCAACCUCGCCCUUGCCGAGAACCCUCCAGCUCCCGUUUGGUCUUUGGACAAGGCCAACGUGCUCGCCACCAGCAGACUGUGGAGAAAGGUCGUCACCGAGGUCAUGGAGAAGGAGUUCCCUCAGUUGCAGAUUGGUCACCAGCUCAUUGACAGCGCUGCCAUGAUCAUGGUCAAGAACCCCCGUGCCCUCAACGGUGUCAUUGUCACCAGCAACUUGUUCGGCGACAUCAUCUCAGACGAGGCUUCCGUAAUUCCCGGCAGCUUGGGUCUUUUGCCCAGUGCUUCGCUCAGUGGUGUCCCUGAUGGCAAGAGCAAGUGCAAUGGUAUCUACGAGCCCAUCCACGGUAUGCUUCCUGAACCCCUCNGAUCCGCACCCGAUAUCUCCGGCAAGGGCAUCGUCAACCCCGUCGCCAUGCUCCUUUCCGUCGGCAUGAUGCUCAAGUACUCGCUCCAAGAGCCCGAGCUCGCCAAGUCGGUCGACGAAGCCGUCAGAAUUGUCAUCGAGCAAGGCAUCAAGACCGGCGACAUUGGCGGCAAGGCAAAGACCGCAGAGGUCGGCGAUGCCGUUGCCAGCGAGUUGGCCAAGCUCCUCAAGAAG
Messenger RNA from Aureobasidium musti, 1207 nucleotides. Lineage: Eukaryota; Fungi; Ascomycota; Dothideomycetes; Dothideales; Saccotheciaceae. The record is from the annotation of a GenBank genome assembly.